UUUACCUGUUCCAACAUGAGCCUCUGAUCUCUAUAAAACCCCUUCUGGUUCCUUCUCAUUCCCACACAGAAACUAUAGUUCACGCCUUCACUGUCUGCAACUCUGUAUCAGUAAAUGGCAACCUCCUUCUCCUCUGCUUCUUCCUUCUUCCUCGUCUUCUCUACCUUCCUACUCUAUUCCUGCUUUGCUUCCUUGGCAGCCGAGGGUUAUCCUCCCUGUCCCAUUUCAUCUCUCGUGAGCAAAAAGCUCUUUAAAACCAUCUUCCUCCACAAAGAUGACUCUGCAUGCCCUGCCAAAGACUUUUACACCUACGAGUCUUUCAUUCUUGCCGCCAAAUGCUUCCCUGAAUUUGGCACCACCGGCAAUAUAGCCACGCGAAAGCGUGAGAUCGCUGCAUUUCUUGGUCAAAUCUCCCACGAGACCACUGGUGGGUGGGCCACCGCCCCUGAUGGACCCUAUGCCUGGGGCUUGUGCUUCAAGGAAGAAAUUAAACCUCAAAGUAAUUACUGUGAUUCCACCAACGCUCAAUGGCCUUGUUACCCUGGCAAAAGUUACUAUGGCAGAGGACCCAUUCAACUCUCUUGGAAUUUUAACUACGGGCCAGCUGGGAAGGCUUUGGGAUUUGAUGGGCUGAGGAAUCCCGAAAUCGUAGCCAACAAUUCUGUGAUAGCGUUUAAAACGGCUCUGUGGUUUUGGAUGACGGAACGAAAGCCGGUACCUUCUCCUCACAACGUGAUGGUGGGCAAAUAUGUGCCGGCACAAGCUGACACAGCAGCUAAUCGUACGGCUGGCUACGGGUUGGUGACCAACGUAAUCAACGGUGGAUUGGAGUGUGGAAUCCCUAACGACGCGAGAGUGAAUGAUCGGAUCGGGUUCUUCCAAAGAUAUGCCAAAUUGUAUAACGUGGACACGGGGCCUAAUUUGGACUGCGCUCAUCAGAAAUCAUUUUAAGUUCUAACUAAUCCUUUUGUUCCGGCUUCGGCUUGCCUUUCUUUUUGUCCUUGGUGUAACUCCUAAAAUAAAUAAUAUAUUUCAA
Molecule: messenger RNA, 1036 nt
Organism: Neltuma alba
Lineage: Eukaryota; Viridiplantae; Streptophyta; Magnoliopsida; Fabales; Fabaceae
Product: chitinase 10-like
Exons: 2
Coding region: 115-951 (278 amino acids)
Biological process (GO): carbohydrate metabolic process; cell wall macromolecule catabolic process; chitin catabolic process
Molecular function (GO): chitinase activity
Source: RefSeq, a predicted model, not a curated record